Molecule: messenger RNA, 6178 nt
Organism: Formica exsecta
Lineage: Eukaryota; Metazoa; Arthropoda; Insecta; Hymenoptera; Formicidae
Gene: Pex23
Product: tectonin beta-propeller repeat-containing protein
Exons: 25
Coding region: 615-4682 (1355 amino acids)
Cellular component (GO): membrane
Molecular function (GO): carbohydrate binding
Source: RefSeq, a predicted model, not a curated record
GCGCGCGCAUGUGUCGGAAAAUCUCAGAAUUUGUGGGAUUACUGCAUAUCUCACCACUGAUCACUGCAUAAGUACUUGUUUGAUAUUUAUCUGAGAAAGUAUAGAUCAGUUUCAAUUUUCGAGAGAUCUACAUAAUUUUCUUUGAUAUUCCUAUAUAUAAAUAUUAAUAUAAUGAUGAUUAUAUAGUUUACUUAUCGUUAGUGGAGUUUUUUUACACAUACACACACACACACAUAUUACUUUCUUAUUUUUAAGCUUACACAAUUAUGUAUAGGAUUUUAAUAUAGAAUAACUAAGAAUAAUAUAUAUAUAUAGUUGAAGAAUUUAGAAGAUACACAAAUGUUGAAGAGAGAAAGUUAUGUGUAUAUAUAUACAUUUGACAUUGAAAAGAAAAAGAUAAUGUAAUAUAGAAAAAGGACAACAAUAGUUUCCGAAGAACGAUUAAUUCCUUAUUAGAUGUCGACAUAUGUAAGCCUAUGAUAAAAACUAUAUUCCUUCAUGAUGUAAUGAUAGAUGAAAUGUUAUAACGACCAUUAAUAUAAAACGAUAAUUGUCAGAGAGAGAGAGAGAGAAAGAAAAAGGAUUGAUAAAUUGCAUUAUACAUUAUAUUUAAAAUGCCAAGUUCAUAUUUAUAUGCUAUUAACAACGAAGGGCGUGUAUUUGGACUGUCGACAUCUGGGAAUAUGUGGCGCGAAUUUAUGUAUCUAGGACUUGAAUUUAAACAGUUAUCGGCUGUGCCACAUUUUAUGUGGGCGAUUGGCGGUGAUCGACAAGUUUAUGUUCAUGUUCAUGGCUUAGACAUACCAAUCAGAAUUAAGGAGGAAACUUAUGAGAAUGAGCGAUGGUUGCCUUUGGAAGGUUUCUCCGGAAGGUUACUUCCAACUGACAGAUAUAAUUUUUCAAAUCAAGAUGGUACAGUUGAUCGUAGUAGAGACAAAGUAAAGUUGCCAUCAAUGGCAUGGCAAUGGGAAGGUGAUUGGCAGAUAGAAACAACGUUGGAUGGCCAACCAUUAGAUCAUGAUGGAUGGACAUACGCAAUUGAUUUUCCAGCUACAUAUACUACGAAAAAACAGUGGAAAUCCUGUGUAAGAAGACGCAAAUGGGUUCGUUAUCGGAGAUAUAGCGCAAUGAAUUCAUGGUGUGCUAUUGCACCUCUUCAUAAAGAUCCAACCAAGGAACCUUUUAUCGACGUAGCCGUGGGUGGAAAUCAAAUGCCUGGAAGUAGCUCUGGAAGUUUAGUAGUCUGGGCGGUAACCGCUCACGGGAGGGUGAUGUUUCGUGUUGGGACUAGUACAACUUGUCCUGAAGGACAAAGAUGGAGCUGUAUUAAAUUGGCAAAUGGCUAUGAAGUUUGUCAAAUCAGUGUUGGAGUAACUGGUCUUGUUUGGGCUGUACUUACAGUGGGCAAAGCAUUGAUUCGUGUGGGCAUAACGAGAGACAAUCCAAUGGGUGAAGAUUGGUCAGAAGUGGAACCUCCGCAAAAGGACUUGAGAUUAGUACAAGUUAGCAUAGGCACUGAUGCUGUAUGGGCUGUAACACAUGAUGGUGGAGUAUGGUUUCGAAAAGGUGUUCAAGGCGAAAUAAGUGGCGUUUGUGAACAAUUGGCUACUGGUACCGGUUGGGUUGAAAUGUUGAGCAAAAUGGCACUGGUAUCUGUUGCUUCAAACGAUCAAGUAAUAAUUGUUUGGGCUAUUGGAUAUGAUGAUCGAUGUUUGUAUUAUCGUACUGGUAUCGCACGCUCCGAAUUAACGGGAAAACGGUGGAAAUUGAUAAAUGCGCCGCUUCAAUUGAGUAGAGCAAGUAGUAAUGCUAGUUUAUCAUCUAGCAACAGGCAUAGUACUUGUGGCACGCCACAACAGCAACGUCAUCAGAGUUGGAGUUCCUUGAAUCGACCUCAUAGUACUGGCGAAGGUACAAUGUUAAUUAGAGAAUGGGAAGAACAAUCACGUUCGGCGCCAACACCCACGUCUUUAAAAUUGUGGCAACGUACCGGGGACAGCGCAUCCACAAAAAAUGUUCAACAACCAUCUUUUCAAGAUAUAUAUUUAAAUGAAGAGAGGAAGAGAGAAAGAUCUGCAAGUUCUAUGGAUGCGAGUGAUUUAAAUGAAGCGAGUGUUGCUAGUAUAACUAUAUCUAAUGAGUCUUUAGCAAAAAGUGGAGAAUCGAUAGUCGUCUCGGGAAAAGGAAUGAGCAGUACUGUUAAGAUUAAUCCUGCUGCUUGGAGCCCCGUACAUUCUGUCGGUUCCAUGGUGGGUGUUGAAGCACAUCCAGAAACGGAUGGAAGUGUAUUUGAUCCAGAUUUAACUGGAGAUUCUGGUGUGUAUGGUGAGGAUGAAAGUGCAGGCAUAAUAUAUUGGACCGAGUGCGAUGUGCUGUGGUACAAGGUGGAAGCUGGGGCAUGCUUUGUCGAUCCGACAAAUCCACCAAAAUGGCUUGCAGAUGGUAAUGGUACAAUACAAGGGGAAACUGGAGAAUUAUGGAGAAUAUGCAUUUUGGAUGAAUUAAAGGCGAGAUUAAAGAAAAUGUCAUUUGAUUCUUCAAUAAUAUAUGAGAAAGCGGUUGAAAAAUUAUCUUGGGUGAAGAGUGGUGACGCAAAAUGUAAAAUUAAAAAUGGAAGUUUAUAUGAAGAUUGUAAGAUUGAACUGGAAUGGAUAAGUAGUGAUAUUGGAUCAUUAGAUUCUGGGACUUUAAUAAUAUUAAAUUUGGACGGCAUAACAAGCAUAAUACAAUUUCCUGUUUCGGAAAUUACAUGUGUUGUUUGCUGCAGUGAACCAGGUAAUCCAAGGAUAGCGAUUUAUACUCCUAAAUUAAAACGUUCAAAAGUAAUUAGAUUACAAUUUGCGAGUGAUACAGAAAUGGAAGAUUGGUUGGCGCAUUUAACUUCAGUAUCUUGCCAAAUGAAUAAUGUAUAUGGUAGACCUGGUCCAAAUUCUAUUUGGAGCACAACUGCGUUAGGUGACGUGUAUGUAUUUGAUCCUGCAAUUGCAGAGGAAUGUCAAUUAUCUGAAGACGGAUAUAUACAAGAAAUAGAUAUAGCUGGUAAAGACAUGCCGUUUGAAAGUAUAUUACAAAAUGGUUUUGGAUAUGGUAGUACCUUAAAAAUUACAGUAUGCGUUCAUGAUGAUGCUGACAGAUUGUCUUUUAAUCUUGUCUGUUAUACCACAACAUUUGUGAAGCAAAAGACUAUAAUGGAUAGUCAUGAUAUAGCUUUGCAUUUUAAUCCAAGACUCAAAGAAAAUAUUAUUGUACGGAAUACAUAUCAGAAUGGUCAAUGGGGAGAUGAGGAAAGAAAUGGAGGUAGUCCGUUAAAGGCCGGUUGUGAUUUCACGUUAUACAUCAUUUGUGAAGAACGCGGUUAUAAAAUCUACAUUAAUGAUAGCGAGUAUACCUUUUAUAGCCAUCGAAUAUCUCCGCAAAGUAUUACACAUUUGCGUAUUAAGGGAUUGCUGACUUUAUGUAAUAUUACAUAUAAAUCCACAUUUGUAAUUAUUGAACCUAGCACGAUGUUUUGGAGACAAAUUGGUGGACAUUUGAAAAAAGUUGAGACAUGUUCUGUAGGCGUCACUUGGGGCAUCGGCUACGAUAGUACCGCUUGGGUAUAUACAGGUGGUUGGGGAGGCACAUUUCUUAAAGGCCUAGGAACUAGCAGUACUGGAAUAAAUACAAUGGUAGACACCCACAAUUAUUAUGUAUAUGAAAAUCAACGCUGGAAUCCAGUAACUGGAUAUACUGCACAUGGACUUCCAACAGAUCGUUACAUGUGGAGUGAUGCAACUGGACGACACAAACGUACGCGAGAGCAUACAAAGUUAUUGUCAAUGCACUGGCAUUGGAUAUCAGAUUGGAUUGUCGACUUUCACACACCCGGUGGCGUUGAUAGAGAUGGAUGGCAAUAUGCUACUGAUUUCCCGUCACAAUAUCACGGUAAGAAACAAUUUACUGAUUACGUUCGAAGAAGACGAUGGUUUAGAAGAUGUCAAUUAACAAACAGUGGACCCUGGCAAGAACUAGGAAAUACCAAACUCGUUGAUGUCUCUUUAUACGCGACUGGAAAGCCUGGCACGGAUGCUCCUAUUCAUGUUUGGGCAGUUGCCGCAAACGGUGAGGCUUUAUUCAGACGAGGCGUUUCGGAAUCUUGUCCAAUGGGUGUAUCUUGGGAACAUAUACCAAGUGACCAGCCUCUAAUUAAUAUAUCAAGCGGUCCAUGUGGACAAGUAUGGGCUGUUGGCAAAAAUGGUUCUUCUUGUUGGAGACUAGGCAUCGGUGCUACAAAACCGACUGGUGUACAAUGGCAGACUGUCGAGCCUCCUUCAGGAGCUCAAUUAAAGCAAAUUUCAGUAGGACGUGAUAUAGUAUGGGCUUUAGAUACAAAUGGUAGAUUAUCAGUGCGCCGGGAGAUACAAUCCAAUGUUUUCCCUGAAGGAACCCAUUGGCAAACAUUACCCGCUAUGCCAAAUGAUCCGAUUCAUAUAGAUAUGUCGGUAUUAAAUGCGAAGCAAGGAUUCCGACAUGUAUCCAUUUCGAGGGAACAAGGACAAGUUUGGGCAAUUUCAGGAGCUGGUAUUAUUUGUCGAAGAAUUGGUACUACUGAUGAAAAUUCAGCUGGAACCGGAUGGGUGACUGGUAUAGGGGCAAACUGGCAAAAUAUAAGUCUCGGAGGGCUUAUAAAUAAAACAAAGUGAUAUCUGUAUGUAUGCGAUAAUUUUACAAUAUACUGUAGUAAUAUAAAAUAUGACAAUUUUGUGAUUGCCUUGUAAAAUAUGGUAUGUGUGUAUACAUGUACAUUAUACAGAUAUAUGUUUCUAUGCCAAUUUUUAAAUAGUAAUUAUAUCUGUAGGAUGAAUCAUGUAUUAUGUACUUGACACUGAUCACAGAAAUUUUUGCCUGGAUACAAGAGAUGCUCUAAAGAAUUUGAGAUGGAUAAAAUAAUAUAUGAUACACACACGCACGCACGCACGCACGCGCGCGCACACGCACGCACACACACACACACACACACACACACAAAGGGUUGGUAAGUAAUUAUAACGAUACUUGUAAUGUUACCGUUAUCGUUUUUAGGCAACUGAAACAGUAUAUAAGUGUGUUACAAAUUUUAUCUGUAAUGGAAAAAAUAACUCUGAUACAUUUUAUUGGUAACGAAUUCAACGGUUACUUUUCGAAACUACCUACAUGAUUUUCAUGCAAACAAGUACACAUAAAGAGCAUUAAAUUCUUUUAAAAAUUAAUAAAUAAAUAUAUUAUUAAUCAAUAAUUUUAUUUUAAAUCAGAUCAUGUAAUUCUUACAAACUUUUACAUGUCAAAAAUAAAUUUGACUUAUCAAUUAAUAUAUCACGUCAGGAUUUUGAAAUUUCAUAAAGUUAAAGCUGCAAAGGAGGCUAUUUUGGUCACAUUUACGAAUCUUGAUAAAAGAAAAAACACUGAUAACUUUUUUUAUUUACACUGACAAAAUUUGGAAAUUUUAAACAAAAAAUUUAUUAGCAAUGUCGUUCCUGAUUAAUCAGACAAAAGUUUUCUCUUAUUAAGACAUGAUUAAGAUUCUAAAUUAUUAUCAAAAUUGGAUAGCGAUAUCAAUAUUGAAAUUAUAUUACUUUUGUUAUAUUUUAAUAUAAAAAAAUGUUUAAGAAAUAUAAAUUUUAUUUUUAUUGUGUAAUGUGUGUGUUUUAUAUGUAACUUGGCCUUAUAUAAUAGCAUAAAAAAAAAAAAAUAAUGGAAAUUGUAACAAUGUUACUUUUUGAGUAACAGUAGCGAAUUUCUUUUAUAAAUUGGCAAGUUCGAAUAAUAUCUAAAAACUCUUCAUUAAUGUUUAUGCUUGAAAAAUUCAUAUAGGUUCAUAACCAUGAUUAUUGAUAUUAAUCAAUGUGCUCAGUGUCACAGUCUUCUUAUGACAAGUCAUCAAUUUUAUUUUAUGCUACAUAUAAUUGAUAUUUAAUAUGUUGCAAUGAUGAAGAGAUUAAAUGAUAACGCAUUAUUGUAAUAUAAGGCUUUAUUUAAGAAAGAAUCACCUUUAUAACUAAUUAUGCACAAUUAUAUUACCUAUAUUAUAUUGACUAUUCCAAUUAUGUUGUCAAUGUAUUGAUUCGACGUCAUUCUAUAUUAAUGCAUUUGUGUCCUAUUUUGCCAAUGUAAAGAGCACAAGCUAUUUCUAUUUUAUAAAUAAAUAUCACAUAAUAUGAAA